Phytophthora sojae is the source of this 3587-nucleotide messenger RNA. RefSeq lists its product as hypothetical. The coding region runs from base 168 to 3587 and encodes 1139 amino acids. Gene Ontology annotation, biological process: cellulose biosynthetic process. The record is from RefSeq and is a predicted model, not a curated record. The transcript is spliced from 2 exons. NCBI's taxonomy places the organism in Eukaryota, Oomycota, Peronosporomycetes, Peronosporales, Peronosporaceae. Gene Ontology annotation, molecular function: cellulose synthase (UDP-forming) activity. Gene Ontology annotation, cellular component: membrane.
CCAAAGCGCGCCUCCGUUAGCCUCUCGACUCGACACAUCCCUCGAGUUGACCGACUGAGCGGCGCCUUACCCCCCUCUAGUGUCGGACGGACCCAAGACAGAAGACACUCCCCCCACCCAAGCACUACACAGCGAGCGAGCGACUGUAGCAGUGGGCUCAAAGCAGCAUGGGGCUCACCGGCGCGGGCAUCAUCGCCUCCGUCGUGGGCAUCCUGGGCGGCGUGUCGCUCUCGUGCGGCGGCUGGUCGUCGCUGUCCCUCGGCGCGCGCUCCCUCUUCGUCACGACGCAGUUCCUCUCGGCCUUUGCCAUGGGGUUCGUCGUUGCCUUCACCGCCAUCUCGUCGCUGACGGACACUAACGAGUGGAUCGCCGUCGCUGCCGGCGGUGGCGCGGGCUUCGUGGUCGCGCUCAUCGUGGGCUUCAUGACGAUCUUCGGACCGUACAUCCUUAUCCUGGUCACGGGCGGCAUCAUCGCGUGCUACCUGCUGCUCAUCGACGCCUACGACGGUGUGAACCUCUUCCCGGCCGACAACCAGCUGGCGCGCCAGGAGUUCGUGAUCGCCUUCAUGAUCAUCUUCGAGCUCGUGUGCUGCUCGUCCUCCAAGACGUCAGAGCUGGAGAACCACCGCUUCAAGUACAUCAUCUUCUCGGCCAUCACUGGCGGCUGGAUGGCGUCGGACGGUGUUUCCCGUCUCAUUGACUCGACGGCUGUGCUCUCGGACGUGGGCUUCACCUCGAUCCAGGAUGGCGGCUCGGCCGCGCUCAAGGGCAUCGACGGCAGCGCGCAGACGCUCAUGUUCCUGAUCUGGGGCGCCGUCUUCGUUGUCGGCGGCCUGAACCAGCUCUCGAUGCGCUGGGGACUCAUGUGCUACAACCGCGUGGGCGCCCACGCCCAGCUCGGCCCCGUCGAGGAGCAGAUGCCGGAGCUGCCCACGGGCGCAACGCUGCCCGCGCAGACCAUGAACGAGCGUGUCCGCCUUGUGUGCGAGAACUGUUUUGCUACGGUGCCCAGCGGCACGGCCUUCUGUACCGAGUGUGGUGAGGCCAUGCCCUCGGACGAAGCCGACCCGAACGUCAGCAUCUCGCAGGCCCAGAUGCCGUCGGUCACGAUGAACAACAAGUCGCAGGUCCCCGACCGCUGGCAGCAGGUGCCGCACCGCACGUACCUCAGCACGACGUCGUUCGUCGACCCCAAGCACGCCAAGGAGGGCGGCGUGAGCAUGAAGGACAACGGCCGCAGCAUCCGCUUCAUGGACUCGGGUGUGCAGGGCCCGGACGGCAAGAUGAGCCAGUACAACGACUCCAUCGCUGGCGUGCGCAACUACUACGAGCCUUCGUUCCGUUCGUUCGCCAUGUCGACCUACUCGAUCGCUAACCGUGCAGCUGAGCCCGUGGACACGCCCAACAUCCGCAAGUACAAGAUGUCUGGCAGUGGCAUGUUUCACGUCUUCUACUUCGGCACGGCUGCUACGGGCGUCUUCUGGCUGUACUACUUGACUACGAUGUACCCGCAGCAGUACUUCUGCGACCAUGCCCGCCCGACGCUUCCCUGCAGUGCGCUGCCCAGCAGUGAAACUUCGGGCUGCUACAGUUCGACGGUCAACUUCGACGCCGACUCCGGCGAGGGUUACUGCAUCCAGGACGUGCCGUUCAUGUCGUGGCUCAUGUACGCGAUGAUGAUCUUCAGUGAGUUCCUCAACUACUUCCUGGGUCUGCUGUUCAACUUCAGUAUGUGGCGCCCUAUCCGUCGUGGUGCUCGUUACAUGAACGACUUCAAGCCGCCUAUCCCGAAGGAGCAGUGGCCGACGGUCGACAUCUUCCUGUGUCACUACAUGGAACCUGUGACGGACUCCAUGGCUACGCUAAAGAACUGUCUUGCUAUGCAGUACCCUCCGGAGCUGCUCCAUAUUUUCGUCCUUGAUGAUGGUUACGCCAAGUCCGUGUGGGACGCCAACAACCACUUCAAGGUUACGGUGAACACGAAGGUGAUAGAGAUCUGUGGUGACCUGCGUGGCGAUGUCGCCCGCAUCAUGCACGAGCGUGUGGUCGGCCCCGUGCAGGACGACCAGUCCCUGAAGACGUGGCGUCGCCAGCACAGCUCUGUGCGUGAACUCCGCAAGGAGGGCAGCAAGGGUGUGCAGCGUCGUGACUGUGCCGUCGGCUCGCUGUCAGACGACUACGACUACCGUGACCGCGGUAUCCCGCGUGUGACUUUCAUUGGUCGCAUGAAGCCCGAGACCCACCACUCCAAGGCCGGUAACAUCAAUAACGCCCUGUUCAACGAAGGCGCCGACGGCAAGUACCUGCUGAUUCUGGAUAACGAUAUGAAGCCGCACCCGAAGUUCCUGCUCGCCGUGCUGCCGUUCUUCUUCUCGGAGGGCGAGGCUGUGGACGGUGGAGGCCGCCAGUACAGUGACGACAUCUCGUGGAACCAGGUGUCGUACGUGCAGACACCGCAGUACUUCGAGGACACGCCGCAGCUGACGAUCAUGGGUGACCCGUGUGGACACAAGAACACCAUUUUCUUCGACGCUGUGCAGUGUGGCCGUGAUGGUUUCGACUCGGCAGCUUUCGCCGGUACGAACGCCGUUUUCCGUCGCCAGGCUUUCGACUCGAUCGGUGGCAUUCAGUACGGUACCCAGACAGAAGAUGCCUACACGGGUAACGUGCUGCACACUUCCGGCUGGGACUCCGUGUACUUCCGUAAGGAUUUCGAGGGCGAUGCCAAGGACCGCAUCCGUCUGUGUGAAGGUGCCGUGCCCGAAACGGUCGCUGCCGCCAUGGGUCAGAAGAAGCGUUGGGCCAAGGGUGCCGUGCAGAUUCUGCUGAUGAAAAAUGAAAGCGAGGUGGACCCAGACUGGCGUCCGCCGCGUGUGCCUGCCCCGGACCCGAAGCCGUCGCUCGCGUUCCCGCGUAAGAUGUUCUUCUACGACUCGGUGCUGUACCCGUUCGGUUCGAUCCCCGCUCUGUGUUACGUGGCUAUCGCUAUCUACUACCUCUGCACGGGUGACGCUCCUAUCUACGCUCGCGGUACCAAGUUCCUGUACUCUUUCUUGCCCGUGACGUUCUGCCGUUGGGUGCUCAACUUGCUGGCCAACCGCGCCGUCGACAACAACGAUGUGUGGCGUGCCCAGCAGACGUGGUUCUCCUUCUCCUUCAUCACGAUGAUGGCUAUCGUGGAGGCCAUCCAGGCGCGUGUGACGGGCAAGGACAAGUCGUGGGCCAACACGGGUGCCGGUCAGAAGACGUCGUGGACGGAAAUCCCCAACGUGCUGUUCUUCUUCACGCUGCUCUUCAGUCAGUUGGUGGCGCUGAUCCGAUUCUUCGAGUACGAGAACGCCACGAACCCGUGGAACUACGUGUCUGCCAUGUUCUUCGGCUUCUUCGUCAUGAGCCAGUUCUACCCUAUGGUCAAGAUGAGUAUCACGGAGUACUGUGGCUGGGACCACACGGCCGCGACGUUCACGGCCAACGUGUUCGGCUCGCUGCUGGUGGUGUACAUUGUGGUAUUCGUGCAGCUGUGGCAGGUCUACUACGAGGGCAACCUCCAGGUGUCCCAGGGCACAGCAGGUUCCACUUCGUCUUAG